AUGGCAAAUCCCUUGGCGGAGACGAAAGUUGCUCAGUCGAAUCCCAUUCCCUCUUCUUCGCCUGCGUUCGGAACACCUGCACAUCCGAUUCUCCCACGGAGAACAAAUCCAAUUGCCCCUCCUCAGUUCAAGCCGCCUACCAUUCUACCGGUCCUGCUCCCUCCAGCGACUCUGCGCCCCCUCGCCUUCAGAACGUUCACAAAAAAGCACAACCUCACGCUCACAUCCUCGGCCUUGGCCGCGCUCGCCACUUUCAUCGGAAGGCACUGUGGAUCAGGAUGGCGCGAGGAAGGGCUCGCAGAGGGUGUACUGGAGGAGGCGGCCAAGAUGUGGAAAAAGGAGAGCACAUCCGUCAUCGUAGAUGGCGACAAUGAGAUUCUGAAAAACAUUCUGAAAACCUUAGAGCCGUCUAUGGUGGGAGGCAAAGUCCAAGUAGGAAAGCCGGGCUUGAGCAGGCAAGGCAGCUUCGCCUUCUCAGACGCGAGUGGUGUGUCUGGCGAUGGAGAAUUAGGGAGGCCAGUGUUAGAGACCCAGAACAGUUUCGGAAUAUCGGGUCUGGAGGUGCAGGAUGAAGAGGAGGACAAUAGCAAGAUCAAGGACCCGAGAGAGUGGAUUAAGGUUAUUAGUACGUUCGAACAGCCUAGGUUGACAUAUAACGCGCAGAAGAAAAACUUUGACAAAAAUCCCGAGAAGCCCUCACUGUUGGCUCCGCCAACACACAAGAUCGAGUAUUUCCGUCAGCGAUAUCACAUCGUGCACCAACGCAUCUUACGCAACGAAUCUUUUCAGUCUGGGCCUUCCUUCGCGGGAAAGACCGAGGCAAACAGGAUUACACCAAUCGCGAAUCUACUUGGGCGGAGCGGAAGCACGCAUCUACUGCUCGGCCUCCUGACCGUCUCUGCAACCGGCACACUUGCUGUCUCAGACCUGACAGGAACCAUUGCGCUCGACAUCCAGCAUGCACGCCCAGUAGGAGAAGAAGACAGUUCUUGGUUCUGCCCGGGCAUGAUUGUCCUCAUUGACGGUGUCUACUCAGAAGACUACAGCACAACAGCUGAGACCGCUCUGGGAAACAGCGGUGGUAUUGGUGGUACGAUCGGCGGCAAGUUCAUUGCUUCAGUGAUGGCGCAUCCCCCUUGUGAACGUAGAGCAGCUGCACUCGGCAUCCAAGAAAACUCUGGACUGAACAAGGUCACUGUGGGCGGGCCUGGCUUUGGCUGGACAGACUUCUUGGGCGUCGGCUCCGAACGAGCUACAGGUAUACGCAUGCGAAAGCUCGAGUCGCAGAUCUUGGGUCCUGGGGCGCCGCACGCUGGCAACGCGAAGAUCGCCAUUGCCUCUGAACUCAAUUUGGACAAUCCUGCCUCUCUGGCUGCCGUUCGCACUCUGCUGUCAACGUACUCGGCGCUGGAUCCAUCUGAAUUCCCGAUGUCGUUGGUGUUGAUCGGCAAUUUUGUGUCUCACGCCGCGCUGGCCGGUUCUCCGGGCUCUGGUAGUAUCGAAUACAAGGAAUAUUUCAACGCGCUGGCAUCCGUAUUCUCGGAUUACCCGCAGCUGAUCGCACGGCUCAAUAUCGUCUUUGUACCCGGUGAUAAAGACGCUUGGCAUUCAGCCUUUUCUGCUGGUGCGGCUUCGCCAUUGCCGCAGAAGCCUGUCCCUGAGCUCUUCACCAGUCGUUUGAGGCGUGUGAUGGCAGAAGCGAACAGGGAGGUUGGAGGUUCGGGCAAGGGAAGGAAAGAAGGUGAGAUCGUGUGGACGAGCAACCCCACACGACUGACCUGGUUUGGCACCGCGGGUGAGAUGGCGAUUCUGCGCGACGAUGCAACUGGACGGCUGAGAAGAAAUGCUCUUCGGUUCAAUAAAGAAACGAUCGACGAUGAAGCUGACGAAGACAUGAUGUCCUGCGCGAACGGAACGAACCGAGAGCCAGAAUCGCAAGUCACACAAACGAUGGAAGUCGACCCGCCUCCUACAGUCUCUAAAAUAGACCCGGACACCCUCACGGCACGUCGUCUCACGAAGACCAUCCUCGAUCAGGGACAUCUUGCCCCCUAUUCCCUCCAUACACGGCCUGUGCAUUGGGACUACGGCAGCGCUCUACAGCUUUAUCCACUGCCGACAGCGUUGGUUCUUGCAGACCCAGAAGCACCUGCAUUCGCAUUAAAUUAUAUGGGAUGUUGCGUCAUCAACCCGGGAUGCAUUGUUGACGGCCGGAGAGGAGAGAAAGCGAGGUGGGUAGAGUACGACGUUGUGCUCAACAAGGGAACGGUCAGGAGCGAGGGUGGCUGA
Verruconis gallopava is the source of this 2289-nucleotide messenger RNA. RefSeq lists its product as uncharacterized. The transcript has 2 exons. Lineage: Eukaryota; Fungi; Ascomycota; Dothideomycetes; Venturiales; Sympoventuriaceae. The coding region runs from base 1 to 2289 and encodes 762 amino acids. Gene Ontology annotation, biological process: error-prone translesion synthesis; DNA-templated DNA replication. Gene Ontology annotation, cellular component: epsilon DNA polymerase complex. The record is from RefSeq and is a predicted model, not a curated record. Gene Ontology annotation, molecular function: DNA binding.